Molecule: messenger RNA, 1548 nt
Organism: Candidula unifasciata
Lineage: Eukaryota; Metazoa; Mollusca; Gastropoda; Stylommatophora; Geomitridae
Source: the annotation of a GenBank genome assembly
AUGUACACCCUGGACACCCUGUUCCAACAACUCGGUGGAUGUGGGCGAUUUCAAGUUAUUUUUGUUGCCAUGGGAUACUUUCCUCUUCUACCAGCCACCUGGGGACUCGUGUUUAUGAUCUUUGGCAACUACAACCCCGGGUUGGAAUGUGGCCAUAGCUCACUUGGCAACCUCACAUCUGUAUUUGAAUACAGCAACAACUCUACGGAACAUCGUGAAAGCAACGUCAGAGGGUACACAGAAAUACCGUGUAAUUGUGACUCCAUCAAAACCUAUAAAGACUGGACUUUCAACCAAGCAGCUUCUACAGUAGUUACCGAAUGGAGUUUGAUCUGUGAUGACGCGUGGAAGAGCUCCACUAUCAUAUCUGUCCAGAUGGUUGGGGUCUUCAUUGGAGCCUGUGCAGGAGGACAGAUCGGAGACAAAUUUGGUAGGAAAGUCAGCGUUCAUGGCGGUGCAGCAAUGCUUAUUGUGACUAACAUCAUAGCCAUAUUUUCUGUUUCCUGGGCAAUGUACGCUGUUGUUAGAUUCUUUAUAGGCUUGGCUGUUGGAUCGAUGCUGUCAACUAACGCUGUUUACUGUAUGGAGUUUGUGCCCGCCUGGUGGAGAGGGUUUAUUGGAACCUUUCCCUUUUGGACCUUUUCCACGUUUUCUUAUGGUUUAUGCGUGAUGGCGUUGAAGAACUGGAAGCAUGUUCACAUAGCUACUGCUUUUGUUGCCAUGUUGGCUUUCCUGCCCGUGAUCUGGCUUCCAGAAAGUAUGCGGUUUCUAGCAGUUCAUGGGCAUGUGAAACAGGCAAACAAAGUUGUCAAGAAAAUUGCCAGGUUAAACAAGAAACCGUUACCGGAUACGUCCAUCGUGACAAAAAUUGCAGAAGUAGAGAAAGAGUCUUUGAAGGAAAGAUCUAGUUACACAUACCUUCAUCUCUUCCAUAGAAGCAUCCGCAAAUAUACCAUUGUUCUGGGAAUGACUUGGUUUAUCCUGUCCGUCUCAAAUAAUACUAUAGGAUUUGGACUAAAAGCUUUCUCUGGGGAUUUCUUUAUAAAUCUUGUCAUAUUUCUGGUCUUACCUUUUCCAGCGAGAUUAUUUCUUGUAUUGAUUACAACGAAAGUUGGCAGAAAGAUGGCGGUUGCUUCGACGAUGUGUCUGUCCUUUAUCUGCUCGUUUGUUGUAGUUGGCAUACAGUUGCUGGCACCGGAAGAGACUAGGGGACUGGCAACAACCGGCCUGGCCUUUGUAGCCAACAUGAUUAUGGAAGCAGGAUGGGGCGCCUCUGUUGUGUUGAUUGUUGAACUCUUCCCUACGGGAGUCAGAAACAUGGCGUAUGCAUUCUGCAAUGGUCUGGCGAGAAUUGGAUCAAUGAUCUCACCGUUUCUGAUUCCCAAACAGUCGCUGCCCAUGUGGGGGUUGUUCCUCCUUAUUGGGACGCUUCUGCUGUUGUGUUUUAUCUCCAUCCUGACACUGCCGGAGUCAAAAGAAAGACCACUCCAGGAAAAUCUACAGAGGAAAGCAAAAAAGGAGAAUUCGGAAAUAGCCAGCAGUAUGUAA